Acytostelium subglobosum LB1 is the source of this 2160-nucleotide messenger RNA. RefSeq lists its product as hypothetical. NCBI's taxonomy places the organism in Eukaryota, Evosea, Eumycetozoa, Acytosteliales, Acytosteliaceae. The transcript has 4 exons. Gene Ontology annotation, molecular function: protein kinase activity; ATP binding. The record is from RefSeq and is a predicted model, not a curated record. Gene Ontology annotation, biological process: protein phosphorylation. The coding region runs from base 1 to 2160 and encodes 719 amino acids.
AUGAAGAAUCUAAUCAAGGGUAGUAUAACUUCAAAUCUUCAAAAGACUUAUGAUGUUGGUUCACAAUUGGGAGCUGGCAAGUUCUCAGUUGUAAGAUCAGGAACAGAGAAGAGCACUGGAAAGCAAUGGGCAUUAAAGAUAAUGAAGAGGAAUGUAGUGGAUGAACAGACUUUGGUUAAGGAGGUCGAGAUAAUGUUGGAUGUAAAGCAUACGAAUGUGAUUGCACUUAAGGAGGUCUACGAGACUGACAGCGAUGUGAUCUUGAUCUUGGAGCUGGUCACUGGUGGCGAGUUGUUUGACAAGAUCGUCGAGCGCAAUAGUUACACAGAGGAGGAUGCCUCCAAGCUGAUCAACACGCUGGUGCGCGUCAUCCAAUAUCUUCACACAAAGGACAUUGUUCAUUGCGAUCUCAAGCCUGAGAACCUGCUCUACUCUGACAACUCUGAUGCCGCCAUCAUCAAACUGUGCGACUUUGGUCUGUCGCAGCGAUGUCCACAAGGCACUACAUUGCGCUCACUCGUCGGUACCGCCACCUACAUGGCGCCCGAGAUCAGUUCAUUCUCUGGCUAUGGAAAGCCAGCAGACAUGUGGUCAGUUGGUGUUAUAAUAUAUAUAUUGCUCUGUGGAUUCCCUCCAUUUGAUGAGACCACUGGUUGGAACUUGGAGUUCCCAUCACCAGAGUGGGACAACAUCUCUGACUCUGCCAAGGACCUGAUCAAGGCUCUGCUCACAGUUGAUCAACACAAACGUCCAACAGCAGCACAAACCCUUAAGCAUGUUUGGGUAUCAGGUAUCACUGCUGGCAAACAAUCUAUUAUUGGUACAUUGAAGACGUUGAGGGAGUUCAAUACACUCAGGAGGACUGGUACAACGAUGGGUCACAACAAGACGCCUUCAAGAGGCACUGUAUUCGAAUUGUUCCCAUCGUUGACUCCAUCAAAGGAUGGUGCCAACGACACAUCUUCAUCUCCUGCAGCCACUCCAACCCGUGCGCCAAUCCCCACGGCAGCAUCACAAUUCGAGCUGAGGAGCACUUCAGCUGCAUCAUCAUCUGUACAAACUACGACUACAUCAUCAUCAUCCACUACAACAACAUGGCAACAAGCAUCAAAGCCAACAACUGUACCAACAUCAUCCACAGCGUCAGCAACAGUCUCGACGCAAUCCACCACUGCCACAUCCGCGGCGAAUUUGGUAGACCUGACGACACAGUCUAGGUCGUCGGCUGAUAACAGUCCUUCAUACGAAUCAGUCAACAAUAACAACAGCAGUAAUAUAAGUGGAGCUGCUCAAUUGGACAUUGGAAGUGGCGACAAGAACAAUAACAGCAACAAUAACAACAAUGCCAACAUCGACCUGCAGCCACAGCAACAACAAUGUAGUAUUAGUAUAACAGAGUCAGCAGAGUCAGCAUCGGCAACAUCAUCACCACCAAUCGAGAAUGGAACUGGCAGCAGCAGUGGCAGUAUAUGCAACAGACUGGUGAACAGUGUUAAGAUAUCAAGCAGCAACAGCAGUAGCAGCAAUGAUCUGCUUAAGGAGCUCGACCAGGAGACGACUACCUUCCAGGAGACACUCAAGAAGCAGUUGAUGAACUCGCUGGAGACGGACAACUACGACACAUCAUCCGACUCGUCAACACCAUCAGAUGGCGGACAUGACCGCUCGGGAUCUGUCGUCUCGCCCGACGUCAUUGUCCAGGGCGUCGAUAUCUUUGAGAGCGAGAAGCAGCGUGCGUUGCUGGCCGAGCAGCUGCAGCAGCAGAAGGAGGUGAGCGCCAGGCUCCAGAAGGAGCUGGACGACCUGCGAAAGGCGACGUCUGGCAACAACAACAAGUUCGAGGUGAUGAUGUCAUCUUCACUGUCGGCCGCGUCAAUAGCAGGCGGACUCUCAAUCACGACGUCCGGCGGCAGUGCCAACAGCAGCGACAAUGAGGGCAAGUCGCGCGACAAGUCAAAGUAUGGUGUGGAUCGCAUCGUGUUGGACCUGCAGGCAGAGUUUGACAGGCUGCAGCUACCCAAAGACGUGACGGACAAACUCUACAGCACAAUGGCAGGAUACAGGUCCAAGAACCAGGAGCGAUCCAUGAAGCUCCAGUUGGAGAAACAGAAGGAGAAGUACAAGAAACUGAAAGCACAGAUGAAGAAGGCUCAGAAGUAG